Daphnia pulex (common water flea) is the source of this 348-nucleotide messenger RNA. RefSeq lists its product as uncharacterized. Gene Ontology annotation, molecular function: protein binding. The record is from RefSeq and is a predicted model, not a curated record. The transcript has a single exon. The coding region runs from base 1 to 348 and encodes 115 amino acids. Lineage: Eukaryota; Metazoa; Arthropoda; Branchiopoda; Diplostraca; Daphniidae.
AUGGUUCCAUUCGAUUUGCUGAGAUUGAACGUGGGGAAUGCGAUGAGCACUACCGGAAUAUUCGUCGCUCCCAAAACCGGAAAAUACUUUUUCGCUCUUUCGGGUCUAACUGAAGAACAUAAAGCUGCAAACGUCGAAAUGCAAGUGAAAACUGCAACAGCGGAUUGGUCAAGAGUGAGACAGGCGUAUGGUACGCCCGGAUAUCAAACAUAUUCAUUGCAAGCCACGUUAGAUCUUGCUAAAGGCGAUCAAAUAAGAUUACUGCUAGCAGCCGGAGCAAUUCAUGAUACCACGAUUCACUAUAUCAGUUUCGUUGGUCAGGUACUCGAGGAAGACAUCCUUCAUUAA